UACUGCGUACUGCAUGUUUAUGGGCGUCGGGUGGUGGGGGUUGUUCAAUCCAAGGGUUGUCGUUGUCGAUUACAGUGUCAAAAUGAAUACAAUCGUAUUUAAAUCUCUUCUUUGGCUUGUGCUUGUGUUGCUGUUCUCACCUCCAAUAUCUGCCCUGUUGAAAGAAUUCACUGUUAAUGUGGAGGCUGGUGUUUCGGAGUGCUUUUACGAGACAAUUAAAGCCGGCCAGGUUAUGGACGUUGAGUAUCAAGUCAUCGAUGGAGACCGAGGCGAAUUGGACAUAAAUUUUCACUGGAGUGCACCCUCUGGUCGACAAAUUGUAUCAGAUUUUAAGAAGGCUGAAAAUAGUCACAGACAUGAAGCGUCGGAAGAUGGAGACUACAAGAUGUGCUGGGAUAAUUCCAUUUCACGCUUCAAUUCAAAGACUGUUUUCUUUGAAUUUCUAGUUGACCAGGACCAAGAUGACUGGUUUAAAAAUAGUGUUCAAGGAAACUUAGUACCUGAAGCUGCCCUGGAGAAGUAUGAUAUGACAGUGGAUGAUCUUAAAGAAUCUAUGACACGAGUUCACACAUUUUUGUCAUCUAUUCGUCAACACCAAGACGUAAUGCGGGCACAUGAAGCAAGGGACCGCAACUUUAUUGAAAAUAACUUUGAGCUUGUGAAUAGGUGGUCUAUCAUACAGUUGUUAGUCAUGGUUCUGGUUGGGGGUCUACAAGUUUACAUGGU
This is a messenger RNA of Frankliniella occidentalis (western flower thrips), 726 nucleotides long. RefSeq names its product transmembrane emp24 domain-containing protein 5. Gene Ontology annotation, biological process: Golgi organization; intracellular protein transport; endoplasmic reticulum to Golgi vesicle-mediated transport. Lineage: Eukaryota; Metazoa; Arthropoda; Insecta; Thysanoptera; Thripidae. The record is from RefSeq and is a predicted model, not a curated record. Gene Ontology annotation, cellular component: COPII-coated ER to Golgi transport vesicle; Golgi apparatus; endoplasmic reticulum-Golgi intermediate compartment.